Messenger RNA from Akanthomyces muscarius, 3243 nucleotides. RefSeq lists its product as uncharacterized. The record is from RefSeq and is a predicted model, not a curated record. The transcript is spliced from 3 exons. Bases 1 to 3243 code for a protein of 1080 amino acids. Gene Ontology annotation, molecular function: histidine phosphotransfer kinase activity; phosphorelay sensor kinase activity. Lineage: Eukaryota; Fungi; Ascomycota; Sordariomycetes; Hypocreales; Cordycipitaceae. Gene Ontology annotation, biological process: protein autophosphorylation; phosphorelay signal transduction system.
AUGAGAGUUCCCAUCUGGGUUCAGCUCGCGCUGCUUGUAAGCGCCGUCGCCCUGCUCGCCCUCACCGUCGUCGCAGUGCCGACAUGGAUAUAUGUCCAGAGCUUCGUCGUCAACGUCGAAACCGAUAGCCUCGCCCUUGCAGCAUCGCUCUACGCCACCAAGAUUGACUCUCAGCUACAGUUGCUCAAUACCAUUAGCCGCACAGUCUCUACCCGUGUCCUGAUACAACAGUCCCUGGCCAAUUACUACAACGCCAACGCGACAACAAGGGACCCAUUUGAACCGACAGUCACCGACCUGCAAAGCGCGCUCGCCACUAGCAGCUUCACGGGCCUGCUGCAGGCACGGAUCUACUCGCGGAACCAAACUGGCGAGAAUUCAACGGGCCUCAUCAGUGUUACGGGGUCCGGCAUCGGGACGCAGACUCAAAACAUACCACUACCCUAUCUUACCCCCAAUGGAUUACCUGUCAACCUGAGCGAUACUGAAUUUGGCUACCCGCCCUCGUUGUACCCAAAUAUCACUUAUGAGACUCUGGAUUACCCGAACCCAUACAUACCCUCGGAGACCGCCGUGGCAGCCAGUGCUUUUCCAGGCGUAUUGCUCAGUGAUAGCAGGGGACUGCUCCUCGGCCCACUGGCCAUCAACCAAACGUUUGCGCUUAUAUCGCUCACAAUUCCUAUACGAUCUCUUCAACACCAGGGCUUUAUCCUUGGCUAUAUGACUCUGGUCGCUGCCGCCAACUCGUUUCUUGACAUACAAACAGCCAUCGAUGGACUCGGCAGCACAGGUGUGGCGUUGCUCGUCACUCCUGAUGAUCCCUCAAACCGUUUCACGCCAUCGCUUUCACCUUCCAACAAAACAUAUCAGCCACCCACAGGUGCCUUGAGCAACUAUCCGACCACACUAGUUGACUGGGCCAUAGUGGUGGAAAAGUCGCGUGGCGAGGCCUACUCUCCCAUAUCUAUCCUUCGAAAAAUCCUAAUUGGAUGCGCCUUUGGGACUGCUGGCUUGGUCAUGCUACUCAUUAUACCCUGUGCAUAUUUCAGUGUUCGUCCCAUUCGAAGACUAAAGAUCGCAACUGAAAAGUCAAUCACUGUACCAGGGUAUGAACUCAUGUACAGCGAUGACGAAAAGAAUGCAGCCAGCUCGGGGGGCACGCUAUCAUCUGCUUCCAUAAAAGGCCUGUUCAAGAGCAUCAAGAGAAGGUUCUCAAAGCCUCAGAGACCACUGACGCAAGCCGAAAUUGAGAACCAUCGGCGUGUCUUCAAGAUCCCAGGCAGGGUCAAGGAGAGGUCGCAUCUCGUCACCGACGAAGUGACAGAGCUUACAGGAGUCUACAACAAAAUGACAGACGAGCUUGUCAGACAGUACACCUCGCUCGAUCAACAGGUGGAGAAGAGGACCCGCGAACUGGAAAUCAGCAAAAAGGCGGCUGAGGCUGCGAACGAGAGUAAAACUCUUUUCAUCGCCAACAUCUCUCACGAAUUAAAGACGCCACUUAACGGGAUUAUGGGCAUAUGUGCCGUCUGCAUGGAGGAAAAUGACAUUCUCCACAUACAACACUCCUUGAAGACUCUAUACAGAUCUGGCGAACUCUUACUACACCUUUUGGACGACUUGCUCAGUUUUUCCAAGAACCAAAUCAGCCACGAAAUUAAACUUGAGCACAGGGAAUUUCGACUUGGAGAAAUCCGAUCGCAAGUCGUGUCCAUCUUCGACAAACAAGCCAAGGAGAGCAAAAUUGACCUAGACGUGGCCUUUUCCGGCCCCGCGUCUGCAGAUCUCAACAACCACUAUCUGCUUGUACAACAAGGCCCAUCUCGAUUCUCCCAGCCUAACCGCAUACGCGACAUGUAUGUGCUGGGAGAUCAACACAGAAUAUUACAAGUCAUCAUCAAUCUUGUCAGCAACAGUCUGAAGUUUACGACAGCGGGCGGCAGGGUUCAGGUUCGGAUACGAUGGGGUGAAGAGGUCACGACGAAGACUGUCCUUGACGCGAGGCCUCUCGGAGAUGGCUCACGAUCACACAGUCACGCCAGCAGCAAUCAAACGACAUCUUCUUCGUCGCCAACUUCAAAAGCAGCAUCACCAACCUCAGAAGCAGCAUCACCAACUGAGACAGGACUUGAUACACCUCGUCAUAGCGAGCCUGCCAAGGACUCGCACGUAAUUUUUGCUGAAGAGCCCCGCGGCUCGCAGAUGUUGGCCGACGACGUCGACAAAACAUAUAUUUUCACAUUUGAAGUCGAGGAUACAGGACGAGGUAUACCAGAGAACAUGCAGGACAAAAUUUUUGAGCCGUUCGUACAGGUGGAUUCAAGUUUUAGCAAGGAGUUUGGCGGCACCGGAUUGGGUCUGAGUAUUUGCUCACAGCUGGCCAAGCUAAUGGGCGGCACAGUCACCGUCAGGAGCAGCGAGGGACUCGGAUCAACAUUCAGUCUCGAAAUUCCUCUCAAGCACAUAAUAGAUCGUGUGCCUAGUACCCGGUCCGAAAGCACUAGGCCAAGGUCCAGGGCUCCAAGUGCCGGUGGCUCAACAACUGGUGGCGCCGGUGGCAGUAGCUGCCACCGCAAUUCUCUGAGCAGUGUAUUGGCACAGGAACCCGAUCAAAUGACGACGACGACGACGAGCAACAUGGAGAGCCACAGAAGCGAUAUUCAACCUCGUCUUGUUGGUCUCAGCACACCCUUCUUUCCGCCCAAUCCAAAUCAGGCUUCCGCGCCACCCGCCAAGUCGACAACAGUCAUUCCGCCAACCACGAGUGUUGAGACGCAAGCCGCCAUACAAAAAGCCAAAGCCGACAAGGCCAAAACUUCUGGAAGCGAGCCUGCAAACAGCGAUCUGCGCGUCCUCGUCGCAGACGACAAUGCGACGAACAUUGAGGUCGUGCGCAGAAUGUUGAAACUGGAAAAAGUUCUCGAUGUAACCAUUGCCAAGGACGGUCGAGAGGCAUACGAACUGGUCAAAGCAAACAUGGAGCGGAAUCGGAAAUUUGAUCUCAUCUUUAUGGACGUCCAGAUGCCCAACCUCGACGGUAUCCAGUCCACCAAACUCAUCCGACAGAUGGGCUAUGCAGCCCCGAUCGUGGCUCUGACGGCAUUUUCAGAGGAGAGCAAUCGCAAGGAGUGCAUGGAGUCGGGCAUGGACGAGUUCCUGGCUAAGCCUAUUCGAAGAUCAGCGCUAAAAAGCGUGUUGACAAAGUUCGCGACAAUCUACGAGGAAAAGACAGAAGAGAAAUAG